This is a messenger RNA of Lachancea lanzarotensis, 2670 nucleotides long. It is a transcript of the gene SUL2, whose product is annotated as LALA0S07e06062g1_1. The transcript has a single exon. Lineage: Eukaryota; Fungi; Ascomycota; Saccharomycetes; Saccharomycetales; Saccharomycetaceae. The record is from RefSeq and is a predicted model, not a curated record. Gene Ontology annotation, cellular component: membrane. Gene Ontology annotation, biological process: transmembrane transport. The coding region runs from base 1 to 2670 and encodes 889 amino acids. Gene Ontology annotation, molecular function: sulfate transmembrane transporter activity.
AUGUCAAAUUUAGAUGCCCUAGAGGCCGAAUUCGGUCGUGAAAAGAAGGACGAAACAAGAGUGACGGCCGCCAAUGCUGACUCGGACAGCUUCGAAUAUAACGAGGGUGCCGAUCAGUCAAAAAACCUCGACCUAGGCGGAGGAUCCGGUCAAACUACCAAAGACCACGGGAAAUACGGCUCCGGUUGGGGUUCGAAUUACGGUUCCUCCAGCGGCGUGCCACACAUUCCUGCGUAUGAAGAGCCCAAAGUGGACUUGAAAGACUGGUAUGACGAUAAGUUGAGACCUUACUUGACGGUGCGCAGUGUCAUUUCGUACGUACACAGCUUGUUCCCGUUUUUGAACUGGAUCCACCACUACAACGUGCGCUGGUUGUACCAGGACGUGGUGGCUGGUAUCACCGUGGGAUGUGUGCUGGUGCCACAAUCGAUGUCUUACGCUCAGAUCGCCCUUUUGCCUCCACAAUUUGGUCUGUAUUCGUCGUUCAUCGGGGCGAUGAUUUACUCGUUUUUCGCUACCAGCAAAGACGUGUGCAUUGGGCCUGUGGCCGUAAUGUCACUGCAAACCGCUAAAGUGGUGACCGCUGUGUUGGCCAAGUAUCCUCAAGAUUCGGAAGUCACGGGUCCAAUUAUUGCCACAGCGCUGGCGCUGUUGUGUGGGAUCAUCGCUCUGGGUUUGGGCGUCCUGAGACUAGGGUUUUUGGUAGAGCUCAUCUCGACAACCGCGGUGGGAGGAUUUAUGACGGGCUCUGCGCUCAACAUCAUUGCAGGACAGGUUCCUGCGUUGAUGGGUUACAACAAGCUGGUGAACACUCGUACCAGCACGUACAAGGUGAUCAUAGAGACGCUCAAGCACUUGCCCAACACCAAGUUGGACGCUGCGUUUGGUUUGGUGCCACUGUUCAUUCUGUAUCUGUGGAAAUGGUUCUGCAAUACCGCUGGCCCCAAGCUCGUGGAGCGCUACAGUAGACGCCAACGCACUUCCACGAUCUGGCGGGCUGUUUUCUUCUACUCCCAGGCUCUUCGUAACGCCGUGGUUAUCAUAGUUUGCACCGCGAUCGCCUGGGGUAUUAGCCACAACAAGAAAACGGCUCCAAUCUCUCUUUUGGGUAAAGUUCCAUCGGGUCUGAAAGACGUUGGUGUCAUGAAGGUUCCUGAAGGUUUACUGGCAAAGAUUGCUCCAGAAUUGCCCGCCUCCGUCAUCGUGUUGCUCUUGGAACACAUCGCCAUCUCCAAGGCUUUCGGUAGAGUCAACGACUACCGUGUGGUACCCGACCAAGAGCUCAUUGCCAUUGGUGCGACCAACUUGAUUGGUACUUUUUUCAACGCUUAUCCAGCUACGGGUUCGUUCUCUAGAUCCGCUUUGAAGGCUAAAUGUAACGUCAGCACUCCUUUGUCGGGUCUUUUCUCUGGUGCAUGUGUGUUGAUCGCCAUCUACUGUCUAACUUCUGCUUUCCGCUUCAUUCCAAAGGCCACUUUGAGUGCAGUUAUUAUUCACGCGGUUAGCGACUUGUUUGCAUCCUACCAGACCACCUGGGGAUUUUUCCGUACCAGUCCACCAGAUUUCGUGUGUUUCAUUGUGACCGUUUUUAUCACUGUUUUCAGUAGUAUCGAAAAUGGUAUCUAUUUCGCUAUGUGUUGGUCUGUUGCCGUGUUGUUGUGGAAAGUGGCUUUCCCAAGCGGUCAAUUUUUGGGCCGUGUUGACGUUGCCGAAGUUAUCAAUCCUGUGAUCACUGGCGGUGACCAUGGUGAUUCCAACGAGGGUCAAUUGAACUCGGACGGUAGCGUUAUUGGAUCAUACUCCGACGUGUGGCCUGAAUACAAGCUCAAGGGUCAAACUGAUAUCGAAACUGCCGCUCCUAUAAUAGGCGAGGAGCUGAAACGCACGGCUACUCUAGCUCCUAGAACGGGAUCCAGCGUCAAAUUCCACACCAAAUGGGUUCCAUUUGACCAGUACAACAGAGAAGUCAACCCCGGUGUCAUUGUGCGUCCUCCUCCUCCAGGUGUUAUAGUCUUCCGCCCCAGCGAAAGUUGGACCUACAUCAACUGUUCCCGCCAAUACAACGCUAUUUUCGACGAGGUGACGCGCCUCACUCGCAGAGGCCGUCUGUACCUGCCAAAUUCUGGCAACAAGCGUUGGAACGACCCUGGCGAAUGGACUCCUCCUACGUUUUACAAGAAGUUGUUCAAAAAUAAGAGAUCUGGGGGUGCCAAUGCCAGUGGCUACGGCGCCCACGACGACGGAAAUGAAGCUGUUGUUGUGAGGGACGACCGUCCCGUCCUGCGCGUUAUCGCUUUUGACUGGUCGCAAGUGGCACAAGCCGAUGCUACGGGUCUGCAGACUUUGGUGGAUCUACGUAAGGCCGUGAACCAAUACGCCGAUCGCCAAGUCGAGUUCCAUUUCAGCGGGAUCAUCUCCCCGUGGAUCAAGCGUGGUUUGAUCAACGUUGGUUUCGGAACCGUCAACGCAGAAUACUCUGAUGAGUCGCUGCUGGCCGGCCACGCAAGCUACCAUGUGCUCAAGGCGUCUCCCCUAACCGCUUCCGAUCCCGUUGACGAUACUGAGUCUCGUCAAAACGCCAUCUACAGCGCCUCUGGCACCAACAAUCCGUUCUUCCAUCUGGAGAUGCCAGAUUUUGCCCAAUGGGAUUUGGCACACGAGUCUCUUUGA